This is a messenger RNA of Aspergillus viridinutans, 561 nucleotides long. It is a transcript of the gene rpl17, whose product is annotated as 60S ribosomal protein uL22. Gene Ontology annotation, biological process: cytoplasmic translation. NCBI's taxonomy places the organism in Eukaryota, Fungi, Ascomycota, Eurotiomycetes, Eurotiales, Aspergillaceae. Gene Ontology annotation, cellular component: cytosolic large ribosomal subunit; ribosome. Gene Ontology annotation, molecular function: structural constituent of ribosome. The transcript has 4 exons. Bases 1 to 561 code for a protein of 186 amino acids. The record is from RefSeq and is a predicted model, not a curated record.
AUGGUCCGUUACGCUGCUCAGGACAUUCCGGCCGCAAAGAGCGCCCGCGCCCGGGGCUCUUACCUGCGUGUCAGCUUCAAGAACACCCGUGAGACCGCCCAGGCCAUCAACGGCAUGAAGCUGCAGCGCGCCCUUACCUUCCUCGAGAACGUCAAGACCAAGACCGAGGUCGUUCCCUUCCGGCGGUACGCUGGCAGCAUUGGUCGCUCCGCUCAGGGCAAGCAGUGGGGUGUCAGCAAGGCUCGCUGGCCCGUCAAGUCCGCUCAGUUCCUCCUCGACCUCCUGAAGAACGCUGAGGCCAACGCCGACACCAAGGGUCUCGACACCGGCAACCUUGUUGUCAAGCACAUCCAGGUCAACCAGGCUCCCAAGGGCCGGAGACGCACCUACCGUGCUCACGGUCGUAUCAACCCCUACAUGACCAACCCCUGCCACAUCGAGCUCAUCCUUACCGAGGGUGAGGAGACCGUCCAGAAGGCCCAAGUUGCCAAGCGCGAGGGUGCCCACCUCAGCUCCCGCCAGCGUGGUACUCAGAUCCGCCGUGCCCUCAUUGAGGCGUAA